AUGAGGGUGACGCUGCUGGUGUUGGUUGGGGUACUUGUCCAACUCUUGUCGGUCAGCUCAAACAUGAGGGAUCCGGUUAAUCAGGGACCUCGCUUCAGCUAUGAUUCGGACCCACAAAAUGCCAUUGGUCAUUCUAUAGAGUUUGAACCGCUGGAACCUGGGCCGGUGCGAGCCACGGGCGUGCCGUAUAGGCACGGAGAGUACAUGCUGCACAACUUUCACCUGCACUUUGGACCUGUCAUUGGUGGGGGUCGUAGAUAUGGUAGCCGGACUCUGGUAGCCUCCUCAGAGCACACGCUGGCAGGACGGAAAUAUGACGGUGAGUUCCAUAUGUUUCUCCGUAACCGGCGUUACAGCACCCUACAAGAUGCGGAGACAAAGAAGGACGGGCUUGUGAUUCUGGCUUUCUUCGUGCAGAGACAACCAUCAAGGUACCGACGCCAAAUGCAGCCCUUGUUUUCAUCAUUUCUAGAGAAAUAUGUGCCCAGAGUAUGCCAGUCACAAUCGAACAUUUCUGCGGUGUUAGAUCUGCGCAUGCUCGAACGGAAGUGCGAGUUCUACACAUACACUGGAAGUACGACAACGCCAACGUGUCACGAGUUUGUCAAGUGGGUCAUCUUCCGGGAGCCCAUUCCCGUUACCGAUGAGGCGUGGUACCAACUCACUCUGCUGCAAACAGGACGAGACUCUCGUGCAGAGGACGGAAACUGCCGAAUCACACAGCCACUGAACAGACGUGUGGUCGAGUCCAAUUUUCCACUGAGGAAAGCUGCUGGAUAUUAUUCCUUUAACGGCCAAAAUGUAGAGCCCAAUUUUCCGCUGUGGAAAAUAGGAAACUGGUGGCAGACAAGAACUAUGAGGAGUUACAAAGGAUCUAGGAAACCAAAGUUUGAUAGUUUCAUACCAACUCAAACUUCAAAGAUGCAAUAUUACUAA
Messenger RNA from Mya arenaria, 936 nucleotides. RefSeq names its product carbonic anhydrase 2-like. Gene Ontology annotation, molecular function: carbonate dehydratase activity; zinc ion binding. Bases 1 to 936 code for a protein of 311 amino acids. The transcript is spliced from 7 exons. NCBI's taxonomy places the organism in Eukaryota, Metazoa, Mollusca, Bivalvia, Myida, Myidae. The record is from RefSeq and is a predicted model, not a curated record.